Calypte anna (Anna's hummingbird) is the source of this 2137-nucleotide messenger RNA. RefSeq names its product coiled-coil domain containing 77 (gene CCDC77). Bases 321 to 1799 code for a protein of 492 amino acids. Lineage: Eukaryota; Metazoa; Chordata; Aves; Apodiformes; Trochilidae. Gene Ontology annotation, cellular component: centrosome. The transcript is spliced from 11 exons. The record is from RefSeq and is a predicted model, not a curated record.
GUUGCGGCGGUUGGUUUGCCGUUGGGGCCGUGGGGCAGGAGAGGGCCCGGAGGUGCGGGUGGGCGCAGGGGUUGCGGGCUCGUCUCUGAGCUGCCUCGGGAGCUCUGCCUCCUUUGGCAGGGCCGCCUCCCUUCCCCGGGUUUUUCCGUGGGGCUGUGGCCGUUCCCAGCGAGGCCUACACGGCGCCCUAGCUCGUGUUUCUGCCGGGCACCCCCCACAUACUACGCCAGCCACCGGUAGUCGCAGGUGGCCCGGCUGAGUCCCGGCUCGACGCUUCUGUGCCUUGCCCGCGGUGAGCUCGGCCCCUCCGUAGGGCUGCCAUGAGCGCGACGGACUGCUCUCCGGGGGUCUCCUCUUGCUCCAGAAGGCUGGCAACCCCUCAUGUAUCAUCCAGACAUCCCAGUUCUCCAUCUCCAAAUCAGAAGGACUUUACUCCUCUCCCCUCGAUCAAUGAGCGCUUGGCCUUCCUCCAUCCCUCCCGGGAGCUGCUGGAAUACUACCGCAAGAAGAUUGCUGACUUUGAUGAGGAAUAUGAAGGUUUGGUAAAAAGGCUGGAGAGAUACAAAGAAACAUACGAUGAGCAGCACAAAUUGCAAUGGGAAGUACAUCAGCGAGAAGAGGAGAUUGCAGAGUUGCAAAAGGCUUUGAGUGAUCUGCAAGUCUACCUCUUCCAGGAGAGGGAACAUGUCCUUCGUCUCUAUGCAGAGAAUGACCGGCUGAAAAUCAGGGAACUGGAGGAUAGAAAAAAAAUUCAACGUCUCCUGGCUUUAGUAGGAACAGACAAAGGAGAAGUUACAUAUUUUCACAAGGAGCCUCCACAUAAGGUUACCAUUCGGCAGAGGCCACCUAAAUCCAGAGAGUCACGUGAACGGAAUGAUACUCCUAGAACAGGCACCAAGAGGAGCACUUCAAAACAAGCAGCAAUAGAAGAGAAAACAGGAAGUCCUGGGAGAUACCAGAGAGAUAAUCAGACACUUCUGCUUCAGGUGGAGGCCCUACAAGCUCAGCUAGAAGAACAGACACGGUUAUCCAAGGAACAGGCUGAGGUACUGCUAGAUGACAGGCGGAUUCGCAUGGAGGAAGCCCAGGUCCAGCAUCAGAGGGACCAGGACAAGAUCAAAACUCUAUCAGAUAAACUCCAUAAGACCCAAAAUCUCCUAUAUGAGAGUACUCGUGAACUUCUCCAGCUCAAGUUUGAUGCCCAAGCCAAAGAGAAAGCAUGGAUGGCAGAGAAGGACAGCCUGUUGAGGAAACUUGAGGAAGAUCUGGAUAGCAUCAGCAGGGAGCCAGGGAGAGAGAAGAAGCAGAGAGAUAGAAAGAAGAUGCUUCAAGCAGAUGAUGGAGGUUGGAAACUCCACAGCAAAGAAAUUAAGGCUCUGCAAGAUCGGCUAAUGCAGGAACAGCGCCUAUCCAACAUGUAUAGAGAGCAGUGUAUUAGCCUGGAAAGUGAGCUGGCUAGAGUUCGUGAGGAGAGAGAUGUUGGCAAAGAACUCUUUAAGAAACGCGCAGAAAAGCUGGGGAAGCGCCUAAAGCUGAUGACUCAGCGAUAUGAGGCCUUGGAAAAACGGCGUAAUAUGGAAGUAGAAGGCUUCAAGAAUGAUGUUAAACAGCUUCAGCAGAAGCUGAAAGAUGUAGAGAACCAGCUGUUUAAGGUUAUUCUGAAUAUUGGACCAGACCAGGAUCUUGCAAUUCUACAUGAGGUCCACCAAGGAAACAAACUAACCCGUAAAAUCCAAGGAGAACUAAAAAACUUAAAAGCAAAAAUCUAUGGCUUAGAGAAUGAACUACGAGUCUGCUGAAACUGAGGUAUUAGCAGGCAUCCUGGUUUUAGGAAUGAAACAUUGCUAGGCUGGACUAGUCAUGUGAGAGCAGUUCCUGCCUCUCUCUUUCUUGGCAUCCAGUGACAGCAGGUUUGAGGAAAUCUGCAGUUAAAGUCCUAACACUGCCCAUGAGCCAGUUCUAAUGUGCCAGAUUACAUUGCUGUUUCAGCUGAGAGAUGGCACCUGGUAAGCCUGACACAGAGAGCACAUGAUGACUGGUAUAUCAGGAAUAUGCUUAUGACUUCAUCUCACCUUCCUAUCUGUGGCAGGGGUCAGUGUGUUCAAGAUCCAAAUUGCUUGACUGACCUUUUCGUAUG